UCUGCUGAGUUCUGCUGCUUCAAUGGUUGCUCACGAUGAUGAGUACGGUUAUUGGAUGAGGCAACACCCCUCAGCGCUCGCAAGCUUUGAGGAGAUAAUGGAGUUAUCGAAAGGGAAACAGAUUGCGUUGUUCUUGGAUUACGAUGGGACUCUGUCGCCAAUAGUUCAGGAUCCAGACCGAGCCUUCAUGUCUGACUCGAUGAGGGCUGCAGUGAAGGAUGUAGCAAGGUUCUUUCCUACCGCCAUUGUGAGCGGGAGGUGUAGAGACAAGGUGUAUAAUUUUGUGAAGUUGGGAGAGUUGUUCUACGCUGGAAGUCACGGGAUGGACAUUAAAGGGCCAAACAAAGUCUCUAAACAUACAAAGGCUCAGGCUAGACCAGUUCUAUUUCAGCCAGCCAGUGAGUUCUUACCAAUGAUACAUGAGGUGUACAAUAAACUAGUAGAGAAAACCAAAUCGACUCCUGGAGCCAGAGUUGAGAACAAUAAAUUUUGCCUAUCAGUUCACUUUCGCUGUGUCGAUGAAAGGAGAUGGAGCCCGUUGGCUGAUCAAGUUAAAACAGUGUUGAAGGAGUACCCUAAGCUCCACCUAACUCAAGGAAGAAAGGUUUUGGAGAUUCGUCCAAGCAUUAAGUGGAACAAGGGGAAGGCUCUUGAGUUCUUGUUGGAGUCUCUUGGUUUCGCGGAUUGUAACGAUGUUUUUCCGAUUUAUAUUGGAGAUGAUAGAACUGAUGAGGACGCUUUCAAGGUUUUGCGUGAAAGAGGGCAAGGGCUUGGAAUCCUAGUUAGCAAAUCUCCGAAGGAAACAAGAGCUUCAUACUCUCUUCAAGAGCCUACUGAGGUUAUGAACUUUUUGCAUUGCCUGGUGAACUUGAAGCGUGGCUCAAUAAAAGGUCGUUCAAAGGCGUAAAUAAUAUAGAACUCACCAACCUGCAGGUUGUGGAUAUAAAAGGGGUGGGGUUAAAAUUAUGAAGAGGACUAACACUCGUGAGAGCUAGUUCUACUAUCGAUCCAAUGUAACCUUCUGCUUUUAUUUGUUGUUUUCUCCUUUUUGUUUACCCUUUUUGGUCUUCUUUGGGGCUUGAAAGCUUUUAUUAUUUCUCUCUUGCCCCCAUGGAGAAGCUUAUGUUGUGUAAUUUUGUGUAAUGAAAGGUAUAUAAUUUUCUUUUUCUACAA
Messenger RNA from Asparagus officinalis (garden asparagus), 1173 nucleotides. RefSeq names its product probable trehalose-phosphate phosphatase 6. The transcript is spliced from 10 exons. Gene Ontology annotation, molecular function: trehalose-phosphatase activity. The record is from RefSeq and is a predicted model, not a curated record. Gene Ontology annotation, biological process: trehalose biosynthetic process. NCBI's taxonomy places the organism in Eukaryota, Viridiplantae, Streptophyta, Magnoliopsida, Asparagales, Asparagaceae. Bases 23 to 907 code for a protein of 294 amino acids.